AUGGAAUUACCCAACCUGCGGGUACGCAGGCUACGUAAGCAUUUCUCAAUAAGCCACCGUCGCCUUCGAUAUAUUUUCGUGGCAAUGUCUCCCACCGACCCUGCUGCCCAUAGCAAUGACGCUCGUCCCGAAGAGAGAGCCAUCACCAAGCCCGGUAAAGAGACGUGCGGAGUUGUGCUCCCAACCGAUGACGAUGUCACUGUCGACGAAGAGCUCGUCGAGGAUCAAGAAAUGGAAGACAGCUACGUAUUCGUCGAAGCUGACUACCAUUCCUACACCGACGUCGAAUCUUCUGUCACCGAAGGCUCGAGUUCGGAGUGCGGGCUGUCCGAGCGUGAAGAGGAGGGUGAUGUAGACUGCAAGAACGAAGCCGAUAAAAUGGAAGAGCAGAAUGGUGGUGUCAGGAAGGGAUUUGUCAAAGGAAUGACGGAGAAGAAGACUUCCGGUCCUGAACGUGAUGGCGGCAAGAAUGAUGGAAUAGAUUUGCCAGAUAUUGUGAAGGUAAGUCAAAGUUCGACAACCAAGCAUCAAGUUACUGAUGAGAAUAGACUAUGGUGUCGCUAUUCCUACGCUCGAUCAACGGAACUGGUUUUGCAGGAUUGA
This is a messenger RNA of Alternaria incomplexa, 603 nucleotides long. RefSeq lists its product as uncharacterized. Lineage: Eukaryota; Fungi; Ascomycota; Dothideomycetes; Pleosporales; Pleosporaceae. The transcript is spliced from 2 exons. The coding region runs from base 1 to 603 and encodes 200 amino acids. The record is from RefSeq and is a predicted model, not a curated record.